Papaver somniferum (opium poppy) is the source of this 744-nucleotide messenger RNA. RefSeq names its product F-box/kelch-repeat protein At3g06240-like. NCBI's taxonomy places the organism in Eukaryota, Viridiplantae, Streptophyta, Magnoliopsida, Ranunculales, Papaveraceae. The coding region runs from base 1 to 744 and encodes 247 amino acids. The transcript has a single exon. The record is from RefSeq and is a predicted model, not a curated record.
AUGGAUAACGACAGAGUUAAAUAUGGAUUUGGUUAUGAUCGCAGAAUUAGUGACUACAAGUUGGUGCGAAUUGCGGAUUAUGAAAAUACUGGUUGUUUUAACAUUCACGUUUACACCUUAAGGUCGGAUUCAUGGAGAAGUACUCAAACCAACUUCCCUUAUCUAUUUGCUCGUCAAGCAAGACCUUCUGGAUUGCUACCUUCCGGGUUGCUUUUUAAUGGUGCACUCCAUUGGUUAGGCACCCAAAAAACCUCAUCUGAAAGCGCAAUAAUCUCUUUUGACAUUAUCAAUGGGAGACUUCUGGAUUUCCCAUAUCCAGAAGAAACUAUGUCAGAACUAGAAGAUAGUCGUGAGUUGUUUAAAAAUCUGUGUGUGUUGGAAGGCUGCCUUUGCUUAGUUUUGAUUUACAGAUAUGUCCUGAUUGAUGUGUGGGUGAUGCACAAUUAUGGAGAAAGAGAAUCCUGGAAAAAAUGGUUUACCGUUCCUAAAUCAACAAUGACUCGGUCUUACUUCUGGCAACCGAUAUGGUCUUUCAAUGAUGAAGAGAUUCUAGUAGAUAACUUGUCGAGUUUGGUUGUAUAUGAUAUAAAGAACACAACUACUAGAAAUGUGUUCAUUGCUGGUGUUUGUGGGCCAAGGAAUCAACCGGAAAGUUAUGUGGAGAGCCUCGCCCAACUUUACUCAGGUACUUAUGCACGGAGUAAGAGUAAGAGUAAGAGCAAGCGCAAGCGCGGAGUAGAUUGA